AUGGUACUGUUACCAGUCUUCACACCGAAGCAGUUGGCUGGUGUUUUACUUCUAAUAAGCUUCUCAGUUAUCGUCCACAUAUGGUACGCAUAUUACAUAUUGGAAUUUGCAAACGAUGUAUCAAACUUUUUAACUAUUGCCAAUGGAAGAUUCCGCAGAAACCUGCCCGUUGUAUCUGUAGGGCAGGACAUAAAGUUUGUUCUGUUGUGGAAAAGCGAAUGGCUAGCUAAGGCCUACUUAACCAAGUUAAAUUGUGUUGUCCAGAACUGUAUAUUUACGGAAAACAAACGUUUGCUACGGGACUACACAAGUUUUGAUGCCAUCAUUUUUAGUGAAAGUAUUUUAGAGUCUGAUACUAAAAGACCUUUAUUGAGAUCGAGUUCCCAGCUGUAUGUGUUCGCCUCAUUGGAGUCGCAGGUCACCUAUCCUGCGUGUGAAUUGCAUAAUGACAAUUUCUUCAACUGGACAAUGACAUAUCGCCUUGACUCCACAGUGUUGUGGCUUUUUUUCGUGGUUCGGAACCUCACGGGUUCUGUCAUAGCUCCGAGCAUAAAGCCCGUUUGGGAGAAGAAUGAUAGGCCUGUUGCGUCGCCGUUGAAGAGUCUUCUACUUAAGAAGACGAAAGCGGCGGCGUGGAUAGUGAGUAACUGCAAUGCGAACAGUGAGAGGGCUGCAUACAUGGUCUCUCUUCAGGAGCAUUUGUACCACUUCUCGUUGAACGUGGACGUGUAUGGCAAGUGUUCGGGCAUUAUUUGCCCGAAUGACAACUGCAAUGACCUUAUAAAGCAAGACUACUACUUCUAUAUCGCGUUCGAGAACUCCCUAGCUAAAGACUAUGUCACAGAGAAGGUUCUACACGGUUUCGACAACCACGCCGUUCCCAUCGUGUAUGGCGGAGCUAACUACAGUCGGUUCCUUCCUCCCGGCUCGUAUCUGAACGCGAUGCAUCUACAUCCCUACAACUUAGCACAAAAAAUGAAGCAGAUCAUUGACGAUCCAGAAUUAUAUGAGAACUACUUUAAGUGGACUAAUCUGUACACAAUAGACUCCGAUCCGAUGAAGAUCAAUCCGCUGUGCAAUUUUUGUGAGGCGUUGAACGAAGAGAAAGCGAAGAGCUCGCCAGCGAUGGCGGAUUUCAGGCUGUGGCGGAAUGGGGGACGAGACGGCAUGAAAUGGUGCCUCAAGGAGCGUUAUUUAAAUGACACUCACAUCAGGCCAGGACAACUCUACUCACCAACACUAGCUACAAUGCCAGACAACUAUAAAACAAACCAAAAACUUAAGAAACAACAAAAACACAAGACUAGAAAUACUAACACAACUACGUACAUACAGCUAUAA
Molecule: messenger RNA, 1341 nt
Organism: Pectinophora gossypiella (pink bollworm)
Lineage: Eukaryota; Metazoa; Arthropoda; Insecta; Lepidoptera; Gelechiidae
Product: alpha-(1,3)-fucosyltransferase C-like
Exons: 2
Coding region: 1-1341 (446 amino acids)
Cellular component (GO): membrane
Molecular function (GO): alpha-(1->3)-fucosyltransferase activity
Source: RefSeq, a predicted model, not a curated record